Messenger RNA from Odobenus rosmarus divergens (Pacific walrus), 339 nucleotides. It is a transcript of the gene XCL1, whose product is annotated as chemokine (C motif) ligand 1. Gene Ontology annotation, molecular function: chemokine activity; CCR chemokine receptor binding. Gene Ontology annotation, cellular component: extracellular region. Gene Ontology annotation, biological process: positive regulation of ERK1 and ERK2 cascade; neutrophil chemotaxis; G protein-coupled receptor signaling pathway. The transcript has 3 exons. Lineage: Eukaryota; Metazoa; Chordata; Mammalia; Carnivora; Odobenidae. Bases 1 to 339 code for a protein of 112 amino acids. The record is from RefSeq and is a predicted model, not a curated record.
AUGAGACCUCUCCUCCUGGCCCUGCUUGGGGUCUGCUUUCUCACUGAAUUCAUCGUGGAAGGUGUGGGGAGUGAAGUCCUAGAAAAGAGCAUCUGUGUAAGUCUAACGACCAAGAGACUGCCAGUUAAAAACAUCAAGACCUACACCAUCAAGGAGGGCUCCAUGAAAGCAGUAAUAUUUAUUACCAGACGUGGCUUUAAAGUCUGUGCUGAUCCACAAGCUGACUGGGUGAAAAAGGCAGUAGAAAUUGUGGACACAUCUACCAGAAGAAACACGAAACAGACCAAGCCUACAGGAGCCCAACAUUCCACCAAUACAGCUGUGACCCUGACUACGUAG